This is a messenger RNA of Bradysia coprophila, 2075 nucleotides long. RefSeq names its product solute carrier family 35 member F5. Gene Ontology annotation, cellular component: membrane. NCBI's taxonomy places the organism in Eukaryota, Metazoa, Arthropoda, Insecta, Diptera, Sciaridae. The record is from RefSeq and is a predicted model, not a curated record.
UUUAUUUGACAUUUCUGGUUAUUUCGACUUCAUUAUAAUCCGAUGUGAAUAUAUUUUUUUAUUAAAAAUUGCAUAAAUUAGUGUUCCAACGAUAAACAGUAUAAUGACUUAACUACAUAAAUGGUUAAAGUGUUGCGCGAAUCAAAUAGCAUCGUAAGCAAGUGAGAGCUGCUGUCAAUAAUAAACAUUCAUCAUUAUGACGUCACUAAGACGAUAACAUCACACACAACACAUGAGAUUGCUACAAAAAAAAAAUGUUUAAUGUAUGAAAACUGGAUUGAACACUACAAAGUAUUAGACUUGAACACCAUCCCAUCGUUUAUCGGUCGAAGGAACGACAAUAAAAAUGAUAACCAACAAGACGCAUAGAUUGUUAUUGGGUGUGUUCCUAUUGCUGCUUGUCGACGUGAUUUGGGUCGGUUCUAGUGAACUGACUAAGUUUCUCUAUGAAAAUGAAAGUUUCGACAAGCCAUUCUUUUGCACAUAUUUUAAGACGUCGAUGUUUACAUUCUACUUGGUUGUACUCGGCUUGAUUGCACCAUGGAAGGAGUCCUGUGGACAAAAUGCGAAUAACAAUUAUACCUUAAUGGACCAAAACCUCGAAGAUGACAGUUUUUUCGCAAGUGCAAAUGGAUUGAGCGAUUCCACAUUCGUUCCGAUUAAAACGGAAACCAUAUCCGGCACCGAAAGUGAUGAGUCCAGCAUCCGUAGUGUGCGAUUCAGUAAAUUAGCUGAAGUCAGGGAAAUGUCUCCGCAUGAAGCCGGCGAGGCGUUGAUGUCCAGACUGUCCUAUUCGGCAAGCAUUCGGGUUCGACGUCAAAAAACGAAUCACAAAACAGCCCGAACUGCAUUAAUGUUCUGUGUGCUGGUGAGGAAUACUGAAUGUGCAUUUGGGUUGUCGGGCUCGGUUUAUAAAAUUGAUUUGAUUUUCCAGUGGUUCAUCGCCAACUAUUUAUUCCAAUUGGCACUGGAGCCAAACGAGACUGCAAUUGUUACACUUUUAAGUUCCACUUCCAGUUUUUUUGUGCUAAUUCUGGCUGCAGCUUUUCCGUCAUCCGGAGGGGAUAAACUUACAUUGUCUAAAUGUUGCAUAGUUUUAAUCAGUUUCGCUGGAGUGAUAACGGUGACGAUAUCCGACAUCGAUGGCACCGAUGUGACCAAGGGCAUUGUGUUAGCACUUUUGAGCGCAUUUUUCUACGCUGCAUAUUUAGUAUUAGUUAAGCACAAGAGUGAUACGGAAGAGAAAAUUGACAUUCCGUUGUUUUUCGGUUUUGUUGGAUUGUGGAAUCUCUUACUGAUGUGGCCAGUAUUUUUCGUAUUAAAUUUUACUCAAAUCGAAACGUUUGAGUUACCCAACAAACGCCAAUUUGUGGUGCUAUUUUUGAAUGGAUUCGUUGGCACGGUGUUGUCCGAAGCAAUUUGGCUGUGGGCUUGCUUCUUAACAUCAUCACUGACUGCGACCAUUGCAGUUACUCUGCAAAUUCCGUUGGCCAUAUUGGCUGAUGUCAUAUUUAAAGAUAAGGAAUUUCCACUUCUAUUCUACAUGGGCUCGCUACCAAUGUGUCUGUCGCUAAUUCUGGUGGCAAUUUUAGUGAAGAACGAGGACUCAGAUCCGUUACUACGAUUCUUUAAAAUUAUCUACCGCAAAGCAUGCCACUGUCGACGAGCUAGUGUUGUGAGAAUACCGGAUUUGGAGGAACAGCAUGAGUCACUGAUUGAUAGCCAUGACAAUUAAUUCCGUUUCUUUUUUUGUCGAUUCCAAAACUAAUACAGUGAUUUGUGACUUGGUUUUUCUUCAUCGUUUUGACUCUCACUCAAAUGAUAAUUGACAUUUUUUUGCAUUGAAAUUUAGCUAGAAUUUACAAUUUAACUGUUAGUGUUGAGAUGAAAAAUAUGAUUAUGAUGGAACUGUAUAUGUUCUUAGAUUUAUUGCUGUGAUUAGUGAUCAUUCGUAAAUAAUUCUAUUCGUUUGUAAUUUGUCGAUUUUAUUUAACCGAAAUGUGAAUAAAAAAUUUUAUUUUUUAAGCUCCCAGCAUGUAUUUGUCGAAUGUAAUUUUUUUUUAAAUUAAAUUAAA